Armigeres subalbatus is the source of this 1638-nucleotide messenger RNA. Its product is annotated as lysosome-associated membrane glycoprotein 5. Gene Ontology annotation, biological process: establishment of protein localization to organelle. Lineage: Eukaryota; Metazoa; Arthropoda; Insecta; Diptera; Culicidae. The transcript has 7 exons. The coding region runs from base 97 to 936 and encodes 279 amino acids. Gene Ontology annotation, cellular component: late endosome membrane; plasma membrane; lysosomal membrane. The record is from RefSeq and is a predicted model, not a curated record.
ACCAACCCAUAAGGAGGAAAAUUUUCAUUCAAGGAUUGUGUUCUCAGGUGACUGCAGCGAUUUUCGCAAUUUUCUUGUAACUGGUAACAUCUAAUAAUGGAUCGGUUAAAAAUGAACAAUUUUUUGGAGUUGGUGCUUCUGUUCGCGAUUAUUCUAGGUACACAAUUUUCAUCAGCACUUCAACUAGAGGGACUUUCUACUAAAAAACCAAGAAUAACUAAAUAUACAAUGAAGCCAACUUCUGCGUCGGCUACAUCAGUCCCCUCGUCACUGUCGCUAUACCGACUCAACGGGACCAGUGGUGCGACAUGCAUUCUAAUUCAAACGGAUGGUCUCCUCAGCAUACAGUACCGAGACAAGUAUGGGGAGGAUAAGGAAGCAGACACAUUUAUGCCAGAUCAAAUGGACAUUUCCGGAGAAUGUUGGGAAGAUGAGUCAAGGGUAUCUCUCGGAUGGAAAGGAUUCGUUCUGAAUAUAUAUUUUUCCAAGACUCCUGGAGGGGAACGGUGGUAUGUCAACAAUGUAGAACUGAUUUAUUCAUCAAACAACAAAAUCUUUGAACAUGUUGAUCGACCAGGGUUAGAUGUGAAGCUCUCUACCCCGCCGGGAACGUUACUAUUCCCAACACCUGUAGGCAAAUCUUACACUUGUGAACAGGAAGUAAUAAUUACAAUGUUCGCCCAGGACGAAAAUGACAAAUCGGGACAUCUUGCAAAGCUGUAUUUACGCGAAUUGCGAAUGCAAAGCUUCAUGUACAAAUCGUCGAACACAUGGGGACCCACGUUCCAAUGUAGUGCGACCGGCACAUACCGAGACGAGACAGCUCCGAUUGCCGUGGGAUCAACACUGGCUGUUGCAACCGUUUGUACUGUUGUUGGAUACGGACUUUGGAGAUAUUUCAAGGUAAAAAAAUUCCAGUACGGAACCAUGGCUUAAGCUGUCGUCAAUUCUUACCAAGCGUCUAUGAGAUGCCUGCUACCGUGGCCAAAUUAAUCCUGAUCGCAUUGAUUGAAUAAGAAAAUGCACUAGCUACAUAUCAUAACUAGUGUGAACAAGAUCUGGACAGUUUACGGCGCCGCUGAACAAAAUUCAUGCAAAAUAUUCAAUUACCAUAUUAUACCGCACUGAUAGGUGCCGUAUCGUUCGAUGACGGAUAACAAUUAAUAAGAUUACCAGAUAUUUACUAGAAUGGAGCGUACAAUGCUGUAUCAAUAUUAUUAAAACUUAUAAGACACAACCAUGCGAAAAGAUAAAGUCUUCCAUUUUCAUUUAAAUGAAGUUAUCUAGUAAGUGAUUAAGAAUAUACUACAACUAGUAAAGUAAGCUUAAGUGUAUUAUAUGUAAAAGUUCAAAUUCAUGUGCACAUAAAAUGUUUCGAAUCUUACAGUUUUAGAGUCUGUUGUAAAUAUGAAGCUAUGGAAAUCAAUAACUUCGAAUCAUCAUGAAAGCAUAUAGAUACAAUCAAAUAUUUCGAAGGCGAACUGCAGAGCGUACAUCUCAGCACGUAAUUCAAACUACAGCAAUUGUUUUAGAUUCUGCCGAAAAUCUCUACUAUUUCCAUUUUUAAGUGUGACGUAUCGAAAACCCGAUUAAAUAUUUAUAAUAAAGUUCUAUAAUGUUAGUUUAUGCCACUUAAAU